AUGAAAAAGUGUUCACAACAUCAAGAUUUUGAUCUUGAUAUUUUAUGUUUAGAUUGUAAUGUAAUAAUAUGUAAAAGUUGUUUAAAUCAUCAUAAUAAACAUACAAUCAAAAACAUAAAUGAAAUAAAACAAUCAUUAUUAAACAUUAAUUAUAAUAUCACUUACAGUAACGAUGAUGUUGAUGACUCUGAUGACUCUGAUGAUAAUGAUGAUAAUAAUAAAAAUGAAAAUAAUAACAAUAAUAAUAAUAGUACUAAAGAGAAUAAUGUUUUCCAAGAGAGAUUACAAUGGCUGUGGAACCAAGUAAAAGUGUCAACAGAGCAAAUAGAAGAACUAACUUCUCACGAGGAUAGAAUCACCGAACAAUUUCAAAUGUACUUUGAAAUGCUGAUGUUGGAGGAACGUCGAUUAAAGAAACCAAUCGUUGAUGAAAUCGACAAUGUUAAACAACAUCUUGAUAAUUAUAUCAAAGAGAUACAAUCAUUAUACAACAUCAUUCAACAACAAAUAAAACAAACAUCAACAAAAGUAGUAGAAGAAGUAGAAGAAGAUCAUAAACAAAUAGAAAAGGAGAUCAAAGAAGAUAUAACCAUCAACUAUGAGCUACCUGCAAUAAUAGAGUCAUUAGAACAAUCAGAAUCAUUAGAUCAAUUCAUUCAUCAUAAUAGUAAUACAAUCUUUUAUGUUAACAAACAAAUUAGUAAAAAUGACAAUAAUUUUAACAACAAUAACGAUAAUAAUGACAAUCAUAAUGAAUGUACUAUUUUAGAUAUCAUUGAAAAUCAUAACAUUCAAUACAAAAAGAAAAAUAGUGAAUUGGAGAUUGUUGAUUAUGAUGUAAUGACUAAUGAUGAGAGAUAUCAAUAUACAGUCAGGAAUUAUAUCUUAGAAUCAAUUGUGGUUCAAUGUUGCCGGACAGAAGAACAGCGAGCGGCCAACCCCAAACACAGUUUCUUUGUUCAAAUGUCAAGUGACAACAAACCCGUUUUAUCGUUGCUUCCAAAAGAUGAGGAUGGAGUACUUCAAUCGAUGAAGACCGAAUCAGAUAUGAUCGCCAGUUGUUUAGACCAAGUGAAACCAACUUCCGUUCAUUUAGUUGCAUCUAAACACACCAUUUAUAUGCUGCAUAGCGAGCGAGGCAAAAAAGGAGAAGCCAAAAUCAUAGCUUACUCUCCAACCACCAAGAUCCUCGAUGACUGUUACCUGACAGAUAUCUAUAGAAUGCCAUGUCAUGUCACUAUGCUGAAUCCGGUGAUGUGGUACGAUUGCUACAGCAAUUACAUCUACCUCUAUGGCAAGUCAAGUUUGGGUAUUACUCACGCUCGAAUCAAUACGCUAAACUAUGUCUAUGAGGAUCUCUUGUUGCUUGAGGAUCCUCUGAAUGUAUUGCCCAUAGGUAUCUACACAGAUUAUCAUUCCAGUGGUUUGUUUACUCUACUGUAUAAUUCACAAUUCAAGAGUUUCAAAUUGAAAGAAUAUUUCAUCGUUGGAAUGAUCGGUCAAAUCGAUCAUACCAUUGCAAAGAAUAUCGUACCUACUUUUAUCAGCCAGGGUUACUAUGACAAAGCUAUCUACCUUUAUAUUGGUGCCAAUCCCAACCACAAGUUCCUCAAGAUCGACAUUUCCAAUUUCCCAGAUGUCGACCCCACUACCAAAGAGUUGAAAACCAUUGACCCCAAUGAAAAUGUUAAAGCACUAUUAAACAACCGUCUUUUAUUGACACCAAUGGCAUUUGACAACGAUAACAAAGAAAUCUAUCUUUUCACAGAGAAUCAAUGUUUUGUAUAUUCAAUCAAAGAAAACGUUUGGAGAAAAUGGAAACAUCAACCAUCACAUGGAAAGUUAUUGGUAUUCAGUGACUUUAAAAUUUAA
This is a messenger RNA of Heterostelium album PN500, 1872 nucleotides long. RefSeq lists its product as uncharacterized. The transcript has a single exon. Gene Ontology annotation, molecular function: zinc ion binding. Bases 1 to 1872 code for a protein of 623 amino acids. The record is from RefSeq and is a predicted model, not a curated record. NCBI's taxonomy places the organism in Eukaryota, Evosea, Eumycetozoa, Acytosteliales, Acytosteliaceae.